Molecule: messenger RNA, 2803 nt
Organism: Moneuplotes crassus
Lineage: Eukaryota; Ciliophora; Spirotrichea; Euplotida; Euplotidae
Source: the annotation of a GenBank genome assembly
AUUAAAUUAAAAAUGAGUGACGGUGGAAAGCAUAAAAAAAUCCAAAAUAGUAUGGGUAAAGAUACAGACAAAAAUUCUGAAGAUGAGAAGAACAAAGAGUUUGAAGAAAUGAUCAAUAAGAAAAUUGAGAAUGCCAAAGUUGGGGAGACUACCCCUGAUAACAAGCGAACUAAAGAUAACAAAAGAGUUGGCCAACAUGAAAAUAUUCACGCUAGUGGCAAAAAAAUGAGGCAUGAAUAUGACGACAAACAUCAAAGAAAGAAAAUGGCUGAUGGAAAGUCAGGACAAGAAGAAAAUAAGAAAAUAGUUGAAGCUAAACCUCUCAAGGAUGAACUAGGCAGCAGUUUCUAUGCUGACUCUGAUUCGAGCGAGGAUGAAGGACUUCCAGACUACAAAAUUGGAGGUUACCAUCCUGUCCAUGUGGGCGAAGUCUUCAAAGAACGAUAUGUUAUUAUUCAAAAACUUGGAUGGGGACAUUUCUCAACAGUAUGGUUAGCAAAAGACAAGAAGUAUAACACCUAUGUUGCAUUAAAAGUUCAGAAAUCAGCUCAGCACUAUAUCGAAGCAGCAUACGAUGAAGUAGAAAUUCUAGAUCAAGUAAGUAGCUUCUGGCAGAAGAAGGAGUGGCAAGAAUCUCUCAAGCAUUAUUACAAAGAUGAUCCUAAAAAGUUAAAAGAGAUCAAAGAUUCUAGCAAGUAUUGCCACACAGUCCAACUAUUGAAUGCAUUCAUGCAUCAUGGGCCGAAUGGAAAGCAUUAUGUCAUGGUCUUUGAAAUUUUGGGAGUAAACCUACUUGAAAUUAUAAAAAGGUAUGACUACAAAGGAGUGCCACUUCACCUUGUCAGAGAACUCACUAAGCAAUGCCUGAUUGGUCUCGACUACAUGAAUAGAGUAUGCAAAUUGAUCCAUACUGAUCUCAAACCUGAAAAUGUGGUUAUUACUCUUACUAAAAAUGAACUUAAAGGAAUAAGAGAUAAGGGAGUUCUAAAAACUACAAAAAUGUAUCAUCAGGAUGAAAAACAAAUUGCAAGAAUUGUUGCUGGAGCACAUGAUGAAAUCAUUCUUUCCUCUCGAGCAUUAAAGGAGGAGACUAAAGCUGUUCACAAGGACUCAAUAUCAAACACUGAUGCUCAAUCCAAGGACUGGAAUGAUAUGACCGCGAAAGAGAAAAAGAAUUUCAGGAAAAACAAAAGGAAGAGAAUCAAGAAGUACAUUACUCAAGGGAAGCUUCCUGAGAAUUUCGAUGACCUUGAGAAAGAAGAGAAGGAUAAGCUCUAUGCUGAGGUAAGAAACCAGAUUGAACAAGAGAAUCUUAGGAGAGAAGGAAAAUUAGAAGAGACUAAAGAUAAUGAUAGCGAAGAGAAAGAGAUAGAAAUUGAAUCAAAAGAUAUAGGACUUACUCAAAUGACAACUAAUACUGACCUCAGUAAAUCUAAAGACGAGUUAGGAACCACUGAUGCAGAGAACACAGAAACUUCUAAUGUUGAAGCUGAAGUAGCCCAGGAUAGUAAAGAAAAUGCUCCUCCUACUGAGAAAAAGAAACCUAGCGCAAAGAAGAAGCCAGUGAACUUUAGGCACUCUUCAGCACCAAGGAACAAUGGUGGAGAUUUUGAUGAGGAUGAGGCUAAAGAGCUUGAAAAACUUCAGCAGUUAAUGGGGGAGGGUAUGGAUGAUGCUCCUUCUCAUCCAAAUAUUCCACUGCUCAAUACCCAUUUGAUCCAAGACCAACAAAAGAGUAACGACAAAUUGACUAAAAGAGGUCCCAAAAUUGAUGAGGAUGUCAACCUCGCAAUUGUUGAUAUGGGAAAUGGAUGCUGGACUCACCACCACUUCACUUCUCAGAUUCAGACAAGGCAAUACAGAUCUCCAGAGACAAUCAUUGGAGUUCCUUAUGGUCCAAGUGCUGAUAUUUGGAGUCUAGCCUGCAUGGUGUUCGAGCUAUUGACUGGAGAUUUUCUUUUCGAGCCAAGGAAAGGUUACUACUACGAUAAAGAUGAUGACCAUCUAGCUCAGAUGAUUGAGCUACUGGGACGAAUGCCAAAGAACUUUGCUUUAUCAGGAAAGAAUUCUAAGAGAUUCUUCGAUUCAACUGGGCAUCUAAGGAAAAUUAGAGGGCUAAACUAUUGGCCUCUUCAUAGAGUUUUGACUGAGAAAUAUAGAUUCAUUCCAAAGGAAGCAGAGGCGCUUGCAGACUUCCUUCAGGAGAUGCUAAUUUGGUACCCGGAAAAAUAGAGCCACUGCCCAAGAAAUGCUCGAACAUCCAUGGCUGAAGAUGCCCAGAAACGAUAACUUCAAGAUGGAGGCACAAGAAUACGAGAAAAUGAUGGAAGAAAUCAAGAAGAAAGAAGAAGCAGAAAAAAUUAAAAGAGAAUUAGAGGUUAUCCUCAGAGAAGGAAACAUGGACCCUGAAGUACUGAGCAAAAAGAUCAGGUCUGAGAAUAUGUCUGAACUGGCAGAGAGUAAUUUUGAAAAAUAAUGCAGCUGAUAUUGAAGACUUUGAAUGCUCAGAUAUUGAUGCUGAGCCAGUAUAUGAUGAAGAAGACUCAAUAACCCUAGGAUAUUAUGCCUCUGAUUCAGAUGAUGACGACCAAUAUAUGCCAAGAGAUAACUCAUUUGACCUAGAUCCUGAUGCUGAAACUCUCAUCAAACCAUCCAAGGAGAAAUACAACUUAUUUGUAGGAGGAGGAUAUGGGAAAGGAAAACCGCUAAAUAACUCAUUCACUGGACCAUACAAUAAUAUGGAUCACAUUCAUGUCGAUAGAGGAGCCAAUAAGCAAUUUGAUUAAUAAUAUUCAAUGAUUGA